Messenger RNA from Trichomycterus rosablanca, 1912 nucleotides. It is a transcript of the gene slc13a4, whose product is annotated as solute carrier family 13 member 4. Gene Ontology annotation, biological process: transmembrane transport. Gene Ontology annotation, cellular component: membrane. Gene Ontology annotation, molecular function: transmembrane transporter activity. The record is from RefSeq and is a predicted model, not a curated record. The transcript is spliced from 15 exons. Lineage: Eukaryota; Metazoa; Chordata; Actinopteri; Siluriformes; Trichomycteridae. The coding region runs from base 1 to 1821 and encodes 606 amino acids.
AUGGACCAGGUCAGAAAAAUGUGGGCAGCAAGGAAGCUAAUUCUUGUGGUCAUGAUCCCACUGUCGUUGCUUCCUCUGCCUCUCAUCCAUCCGAGCAGUGAGUCCUCCUGUGCCUAUGUGUUAAUUGUAACAGCAGUGUAUUGGGUAUCAGAAGCAGUGCCCUUGGGGGCCGCCGCAUUGGUGCCAGCUUUCUUGUACCCGCUGUUUGGGGUUCUCAAGUCAAGUGAGGUAGCUUCUGAGUACUUUAAGGACACCACACUACUGCUAAUGGGAGUUAUAUGCCUUGCUGCAGCCAUAGAAAAAUGGAACCUGCAUAAGCGCAUAGCCCUUCGCAUGGUCAUGAUAGCAGGGGCCAAACCUGGAAUGUUGGUAUUAGGAUUUAUGUGCUGCACAGUGUUUUUGUCAAUGUGGCUGAGUAACACCUCCACUACAGCCAUGGUGAUGCCCAUUGCAGAGGCUGUGCUACAGCAGCUCAUCUACACAGGCAUUGCUGACUCACAUGAUGACUCAGACACAGUGGAGACACAGGAAGAUGAAAAAGAAAAAGAAGUGAAACUGAACAAGAAUCCACUUAAGCUUUUGUAUUGCAACAAUAGCUGUAUGAAGCCAGAGAUCUCUGUAGUAUCUGAGACUGUAAUUGAUGUCCCUGUGCCAAAGAAACCCAACAUCCGAAGGGACUCCAUGUACCCUACCAAGAGGGACCACAUGAUCUGCAAGUGCUUGUCCCUAAGCAUUACAUACGCAGCCACUAUUGGCGGGCUUAUUACAAUCACUGGUACCUCUACUAAUCUCAUCUUUGCAGAGCAGUUCAACAACCGAUACCCAGAUGCUAAAGUAAUUAACUUUGGGACAUGGUUCAUCUUCAGCCUGCCUAUUGCACUUAUUAUGUUGCUGUUAACUUGGAUCUGGCUUCACUUCCUGUUUCUUGGAUGCAAUUUUAUAGACACCUGUUCUUGGAGUAAAAAACGCAAAACAAAACGUGAGAUUCUCUCUGAGAAACGCAUCUAUGAGGAGUACCAGAGGCUUGGACCCAUUAGCUAUCCUGAAGUUGUGACAGGCCUCUUCUUUAUUUUGAUGACUUUGUUGUGGUUCACAAGGGAACCUGGAUUUGUGCCUGGCUGGACAUCUCUAUUUGAGAAAAAAGGCUACAGGACUGAUGCCACAGUCUCAGUGCUUCUUGGCUUCCUUCUCUUCCUUAUCCCUGCACGCAAGCCCUGGGCAUCUGCCUCCUCUAACAGAAAUAAAGUGGAAUGUUUCAAGGAGGAUGAAGAGGAGGAAGACCCUAUGGCACCUAUGAUUACAUGGAAAGACUUUUUGAGACUAAUGCCUUGGGAAAUUGUGAUUCUGGUUGGAGCAGGGUAUGCACUGGCAGCAGGGUGUAAGGUAUCAGGACUCUCUAUGUGGAUUGGACAACAAUUGGAGCCAAUGAAUGGAUUGCCUAUAUGGGCUGUCACUCUGCUUGCCUGUCUGCUUGUAUCUGCUGUGACCGAGUUUGCCAGCAAUCCUGCCACACUUACUGUGUUUCUCCCCAUACUUUCUGCCUUGUCUGAAACUCUGCAGAUAAACCCUUUGCACACACUCAUCCCAGCCACCAUGUGUGUGUCUUUUGGAGUUAUGUUGCCUGUUGGAAACCCUCCAAAUGCAAUUGUGUUUAGUUAUGGACAUGUACAGAUCAGUGACAUGGUUAAGGCUGGUUUUGGGGUGAAUCUGAUUGGAGUUUUGGUUGUCAUGCUGGCCAUAACCACAUGGGGUGUUCCACUUUUUCAACUCUCCGGGUUUCCUGUAUGGGCAGUAAUGAGAAACACUACCGGCAGCUUAUAGUCAGAAGGGAAUGGAAAUGAACUUAUUUGUAUAAGUGACCGUAACAUUUUAUUCUUACAGAAACAAAUAGACAAUGUAUGCUGAAGAAUAC